AGAAUUUUCUGGAGUGGCUCGCUUUUCAAUUUGGUUGAACACAGGAUAACAAAACACAACAUUUGUGUUCUUGUCAGUGACACUGACAUUUGAGAUUUUGCACAGCACCGAGAGAAAAAGGAUCAUUUUCCUGUACUUCACGUCAGUCAUUCAAGUGUUUUUGAUAUAGAAGUUUUUAUUGAAGCUACAAAAUAGAUAAAACAGAAGAAUGCAAAGGCCGGUAACAGCAGCGGCUGGUUAUCUACCACAGCAUCCUCUUCAUCAUCCACAGCCACAACAACAGCAGGAGACACAUCAAAUGUUCUUGCCAAAUGUGAUGUUGCAACAAACAGUAUCGCAACCGCAGCCAGUAGCGGCAAAUAUGCCGACACCAACAACAAAUUGGAGUAUGGAAUCAAUGCCAUGGAAAAUACAGAAAGCCGAUCACACCGGAGAUGUAAUGGAAUUUACAGCACAUGGACCGCACAAUAAUAGCAUACAUCGUGCUAUAUUGCAUCAGAAACGGAAAUCGGAACCAAUACCAUCACCGUUUCCCGUUAAACAAUUCAUAUCGGAAGAGAAGAUAACAGCCCAUUUCAAUGGCCUACACAUAUCCAGUGAUUAUAUACAACACGAUACCGGCGGAGCCAUAAGCGGCAUUAACCUCAACGAAACGGCAACAACAAGUGGCAAAUGUUUUUCAAAUCUUACCUAUGAAGAUUACCAAAUGACUGCCAAAGAAUUGGAAAAGAAGUUAUUGAAUGCAAAUCGCAUUACAAUUUGUGAAGAAUUGAAGAAAAUCAAUGAACAACCAGCACAGCACAGUGUUUCGUGUUUGCCCGAGGCUCUGUUACAUCGUUUGAAUAAGCCCUGUACUGCUCUGGUAUUGUGGCAGCCCCCACCGCCCAUCAUAAAUAUGCUCAAACAGAACACUACAAACAACGAGGAAAUAGAAGAAGCUCAACGUUUGCACAGGCAGUCGAUUGACGAAGAUGGAAUACCCGAUGUAGACUUACCACCCGAACCGGAAGAUGAUGACGAUAUAGAUGACUAUGUGGACAACAAUAAUACAUGUAGUUUGGAUUUUAACCACAUUAAACCCGAUAGCAUGGAUGAGGAUAUGUAGUUAUUGCUAUUUGUUUUUGAAUCCAUCGUUUUUUUUUUUAUAUUGCGAUAAUAUUUGUAAAAUAUUUGUUUAGUAUUAGGAUUUUAAUAUUGUUUUGAACUUUAUGCGACUGCGACCCAUUUGUUUUUCUACAACACUAUUAUGCAUUACAAACACGAAAAUAUCGAAUCAUUUUUAGGUUUUUUUUUAUAUAUAUAAAUAUUUGAAAUAAUUAUGAAAAUGUGAUUUUAGCUGAUGCAGAUAUAAUUUGUAUCGCCGAUAACGACGACGAGUGAAGAUGAUCGAUGGUAGCGAUAACCCCAUACUCCUUGACUCCUUCAUUUUUAAUGAAAUAGAUAAACAUUAACAAAUUUAGUUAUAUAAGAUUUUACUACUUUGCUUUUUUUAUAUAUACUUAAAAUUAUUUUGAGCCAAUUUUUAUGAUAUAAUAAAAAAAAAACAACCAAAUUAAUUUUGAUAAAAGUA
Molecule: messenger RNA, 1570 nt
Organism: Musca domestica (house fly)
Lineage: Eukaryota; Metazoa; Arthropoda; Insecta; Diptera; Muscidae
Exons: 3
Coding region: 209-1105 (298 amino acids)
Source: RefSeq, a predicted model, not a curated record